AGCGUAUUUUCUUGAAGAAAUAUUUAAUGUAUAGAGUUUACAUGGGUAUAUACAUUAAUAACGAUAACGUCAUAAUAAAAGAAGCAAUUUUAGUUUUAAUAUGAAAGCAGUAAUACAACGUGUCACAAAAGCUAGUGUUUCAGUUGAUGGUCAAGUUAUUAGUAGCAUUGGAAAUGGUCUCUGCAUCUUAAUUGGCAUAAAAAAAGAUGAUACAAUAGAAGACAUGAAAUAUAUAGUAAAGAAAAUAUUAAAUACUAAAAUUUUUGAUGAUGAUAAUAAGAAAUGGAAUGCUAAUGUUAUGGAUAAACAAUAUGAAAUAUUAUGUAUUAGUCAAUUUACAUUAUAUCAUGCUUUAAGGAAUAGAUUAGAUUUUCAUAAAGCUAUGUCUGCUCAAGAUGCUGAACCAUUUUACAAUAAAUUUCUUGUUGAACUUGGUAAAAAUUAUAAACCAGAAUUAAUUAAAGAUGGUAAAUUUGGAGCAAUGAUGGAAGUUGAUAUAAAAAACAGUGGACCUGUAACAUUAGAAAUAGAAUCAUCACUUAAAUUUAAUAAAUUAAAUGAAUCUAAUAAUGUACAAUGAAUGGUGGAAUUUAAAACUAAUACAUAAAUAUAUAAUAGA
This is a messenger RNA of Apis florea (little honeybee), 619 nucleotides long. It is a transcript of the gene Dtd, whose product is annotated as D-aminoacyl-tRNA deacylase. The record is from RefSeq and is a predicted model, not a curated record. Gene Ontology annotation, cellular component: cytoplasm. Gene Ontology annotation, molecular function: D-tyrosyl-tRNA(Tyr) deacylase activity. NCBI's taxonomy places the organism in Eukaryota, Metazoa, Arthropoda, Insecta, Hymenoptera, Apidae. Gene Ontology annotation, biological process: tRNA metabolic process.